AUGUAUUCUGCCAACUACGGCUUUGGCAAUGCCGCGCCCAACUUCAACAACCCCGCGGGCACACCGCAGCCGGGAAUGCAGCCGGGCCAGCAGGUCAUGUUCAACCGCCAGCAGCAAUUCGCCGGCAUGGCUCCUCAAGGGGGGUUUCCUGGAGCGAACCCGCAUAUGAUGCCCGAUGCCAGCGCCGCGGCCAUGAUGCAGUCGCAGGGCAUGCCGGGCAUGGCGCCGAACAGUCAGACAACAGUGGCCUACCAGCAGCAAUUCCCCGGCGCGUCCUACGGCCAAGUCCUCCCCACGGGCGUCGGGCCACAGGGCUUCGUUCCGAAUAACUACAUGAUGGGUCCCGGCAUGCCAGGCUUCCCCAUGGGCCAGCCAGGCAUGCCCCAGCAGCAGCAGAUGAUGCAACGGAUGCAGCAGCAGCAGCAGCAGCAGCAGCCUCAGCAGCAAGUUCCGCAGCAGCAGCCCAACCAGAUGAUGGCCCAGGUGUCGACCCCGCAGAGACCCCCGAGCACAGCCCAAGGAACGCCGACGAACAUCAUGCCUCCCCAGCAGCCUCAGUUCUCGACUCCCCAGCCCAUGUCCCAGGGACAGACACCCACGAGCCAACAACCAAUGGGAUUGGGCACCCCCCAGACUCCGACCUUCUCCUCAAACCCGGCCGGCGGCAUGGCUGGCCCAUCGACGGGCGCGGUGCCCAUGAGCCCUACAACAGAGGCUCUGGAGAAGGAGAGGUUCGCCCUGCUGCUGGACAUCAACCAUGAGCUAUUAUACGAGUCGAUUCAGAUUCAGACAACGCUACAGGAAUUGAAAAAGGAGUUUACUGCUGUCAAUGGCAACAUCCCAGACAGGAAACCUUCCGAGGAGGAGAAUCAUUUCCAACAGGACUAUCUGCAUUGCAUGCGACGUUUACAAGCCAAUCUGUCCUACAUGGCUGCACUGGCAGACAGGAAGCCAGAAGUCAAGGGACCGCCCUGUCCAGCAUAUCUUAGCGCGCCUCCCCUGAAUCUGACUCUUCGGCCAAGAGGAGUCCCGAUUGGCGCCGAGAACUCAGCUACGCCUCCAGAUCCUGUAGUGGACAGGGAAGAGCGGAAUAAGUCGAUCAUGGACCUAUAUCGACGAUUACAAGCUGUUUUCCCCACAUUCGACCCGAAGAAGGAACCAGCUUUCCGCACGGCACCCUCUGGCCAGAAGCCUGGCAACCCAAUGGCACCGAGCCAACAAGCCAGUCCCGCCGCCCAGAGAACACCCCAGCUGCCGAACAUGCCUGGCCCGCCAAUGAAUUUACAGCCCAACUUGGCUCUGCAGUAA
Molecule: messenger RNA, 1308 nt
Organism: Trichoderma virens Gv29-8
Lineage: Eukaryota; Fungi; Ascomycota; Sordariomycetes; Hypocreales; Hypocreaceae
Exons: 3
Coding region: 1-1308 (435 amino acids)
Source: RefSeq, a predicted model, not a curated record